UGUAUGAUGUCUACAGUCAGCUGACAGUCUACAGUCUACAGUCUACAGUUAAGUCUGAACGUUGAGAGUUGAGACAUAUGACCACACCGCGUGACGAAGUGUUAAGUGUUAAUAAAAGUUGAAAAACUUGAAAAGCUGCAACUACGUCAUUCAAGGUUAAUUUAUUUUCUGAAAGCAGUUAUUUAUUGCAAUGUCGACCAAAAAACCUGAAGCUACUGUGCCAAAUAGCAUCAAAUUUCUUAUUGGAGGAACAUCAGGAAUGGCUGCAACAUGCUUUGUUCAACCUUUGGACUUGAUCAAGAAUCGUAUGCAAUUGAGUGGACAGAAGACAUCGACCUUAAGCGUAGUCUCUUCAAUUGUUAAAAAUGAAGGUUUUUUUGCUAUGUAUUCUGGCCUAAGCGCUGGAUUAUUACGACAAGCGACGUAUACAACAACAAGAUUAGGAGUUUAUACAUGGCUUUUUGAAAUUGCUUCGAAAGACUCACAGCCUAACUUUUUCGUUAAAGCUGGUCUGGGAAUGGCUGCCGGUUGUGUUGGAGCUUUUGUAGGUACUCCAGCUGAGGUUGCUUUAAUUCGAAUGACUGCUGACGGACGACUUCCAAUAUCCGAGCGACGAAUGUAUAAAAAUGUUUUCGAUGCUUUAUUCCGAAUAAUUAGAGAAGAAGGAAUUUUGACACUCUGGAGAGGCGCGAUACCAACAAUGGGUCGUGCUAUGGUUGUAAAUGCUGCUCAAUUAGCAUCAUAUUCUCAAGCUAAACAAGCUUUACUUGAUUCUGGAUACUUCGAAGAAAACAUUAUGCUCCAUUUCACUAGCUCAAUGAUUUCCGGAUUAAUAACAACAGCCGCAUCAAUGCCAGUUGACAUUGCUAAAACACGUAUUCAAAAUAUGAAAAUGAUUGAUGGCAAGCCUGAAUAUAAAGGAGCUUUCGAUGUACUGGGAAAAGUCGUCCGUAGCGAAGGAAUUUUUGCUUUGUGGAAAGGAUUCGUACCAUAUUAUGCUCGAUUAGGGCCUCAUACUGUUCUUACAUUUAUCUUCCUCGAACAAAUGACAGCUUCUUACAAAAAAUUUUCUUCUAAUUAAAUUCUCAUCAGCACAUUCAAACAUAAACGUGUAAUUUUCUUAUAUUAAUUGGUACUUUCAUUUUAAAUUU
Messenger RNA from Cotesia glomerata, 1151 nucleotides. Its product is annotated as mitochondrial 2-oxoglutarate/malate carrier protein-like. Gene Ontology annotation, biological process: succinate transmembrane transport; malate transmembrane transport; phosphate ion transmembrane transport. The record is from RefSeq and is a predicted model, not a curated record. The transcript is spliced from 6 exons. Gene Ontology annotation, molecular function: succinate transmembrane transporter activity; thiosulfate transmembrane transporter activity; antiporter activity. Bases 191 to 1081 code for a protein of 296 amino acids. NCBI's taxonomy places the organism in Eukaryota, Metazoa, Arthropoda, Insecta, Hymenoptera, Braconidae.